UGCCAGUCCCGAAACGCGUUCACGUCUGGACAUCCUGCGGGGCACGAUAUCGAAAAUGGCAACAGACAUGUACAUUUGAUAGGGCAGUCCAUUCGAGGGAAAAACAGACUCUGUUAGAGCGGUAGGGCAUAAUGAGCGACUGACGAGGUACGCGAUAAUGAACGAAUAGUUUAGGUAGACCGGUCGUUGCCAGUCGUUCGUUGGGAAUUCCGUAUCGGGGCAGCUGGGAUUGUGAUUAUUACUUUCCGUUCAAAUAAUUUGCCCAACAAGCCGCUAGCUUUCCGCGCGGAAUAAACGCGGCGUGUGUGGGAAGUUAAGCAUUCUCGAUGGCACACCCGUGACGAAUGGUCCCCCAGGAUAAAGGUGGGAGAAGAAGAAAGCACCUCUCACCUUAGAGAACAGAGGGAGAAGGAAAUAUGGGAAAAGGCGACAAGCGGGGCAUCGCGCAACGCAGCGACGCGAGCUCGAAUCUCAUGGGCAAAUUUACACAAAGUGUUCGGAGAAUCGUCCAGGAUGUAAAGGAUGAGGGAACUUCAAGUGGUCAAACUAAAGAAGAAGUGAUUGAAACAAACGAAAGACUAAGAAUCGUAAGGAUACGCCUGGAUGGAAGUUACGAGAUCGCUAAACGUGCCCUCGUUGAACUAAUGUGCAAGUAUACUGACAGCAAGCAAGUCCGCAAUGUGUUUCAACGUUACAACCUCCUAAAACUUAUGAUUAAGGACGUGAUUAAGUUAGAGACCCAAUACUGGACGCUGGUGGAUAUACCGAAGCAGGAAAAACAAGAAACGGUGCCAGCCUUUGUCCUCCGCGCAUGCUCCAUCAUGGAAAAGACCCACAAAAGCGGCGAGGGCGUAAAAACCUCGGCUCGCCUAGCCGAAGAAGCGGAGACCAAGAGAGAACGCAUAGAGAGACUCGAAAGUAUGACAACAGCCCAGAUCGAAGCAGAGAACACGCAAAUGACUAAUGAUCUGUACAGACUGCUGAAGAAAUACACAGGACUCAGAAAUCUCAUCCGAGAUUUGAAGGAGGAGUACAACGGUUCGAAGAUGUACCCAAUCUUUCCUCGUUACCCGAUACUAAAGGACAUGAUAAAGGACAUAAUGCACAACCCAGACUAUAUGGAGGUUUGUCACGAAGUGGACCAAGCAUAGCGGCCGGACCCCCUCCACCGUUCGCCACGCAUGACCUUGUAAAAUUCUUCUAUUUGCAACAGGUGGUAGCGUGGUCGUUGGUGAAGGGGGUGAACUAGAUAAACAAGCCUCGAAAAAGUAUUCCUUUGUUCGGUGGUCGAUCACCAAAAAUUUAGUAAAUUUAUUUCAAACUCGUCUCUCCGUAGAAGCACCCUUCGGUUUAUGUUAAUCUCACUAUAACUGAAUAAUUUAUUCCUUCGGCUGAUUAAAUUCAAACGAUCUAAAUUUACGCGCAGCAAUU
This is a messenger RNA of Hylaeus volcanicus, 1431 nucleotides long. RefSeq lists its product as uncharacterized. NCBI's taxonomy places the organism in Eukaryota, Metazoa, Arthropoda, Insecta, Hymenoptera, Colletidae. The coding region runs from base 417 to 1151 and encodes 244 amino acids. The record is from RefSeq and is a predicted model, not a curated record. The transcript has 7 exons.